Ilex paraguariensis (yerba mate) is the source of this 1251-nucleotide messenger RNA. NCBI's taxonomy places the organism in Eukaryota, Viridiplantae, Streptophyta, Magnoliopsida, Aquifoliales, Aquifoliaceae. The record is from the annotation of a GenBank genome assembly.
UGUCACCUUCUUUGCCUUUCCCAAUUCCUCUCACUCUAUCUGCAAAUUCUGAACCCAAAAACAAAGCACAGAAAGCUUACAACACACCACACUCUCGUUGCACUCUCUACGAAAAAUGGCUAUGGUCAAUGCUUCUUACGUUGCUUUUCGUCCACACCCAUGUCCUUAUCUUCUACUACCUUCCUCUUCAUUUCCCACAUUGCCAGUAAUUUUCUCCAGAAAUCCUCAUGAGUCAUUGCUUUUUGCGCCGGCUCAAAAACCCAACACUAGGGCUGUCAUUAGAACCUGUUUUGCGCCCAAGAACGAGACUUGUGGAGGUUUUGAUACAGCUGAAGAAAAAGAAGAUGGAAUAGAGGAUUCCACUGAGACCCUCUUGUACUCUUUCACUCCUUUGCCUUUGCUAUUUCUGGCUGCCCUUCCUGGCGCGGCUAGUGUGAGGUCUCUGUUUGGGCCCUUUGUUGAACUUGUGAAGUCAUGGAACCUUCCGGGCUGGCUUGUGCAUUGGGGUCACCCUGGUAACAUGGCUGUUGUGCUCUUUGCCAUGGGUGGUUAUGGAACCUAUUUAGGUUUUCGAAUUCGUUUUUCUGAUGAUGUGGAGGAAAAAGCAAAAGCUAAAGACUUGCACCCAAAACUCCUUGGAGGAAUGUUUUUCUUCUUUGCUCUUGGAGCAACUGGUGGAAUGACAUCUCUCCUUACUUCAGAUAAACCCAUUUUUGAGAGUCCUCAUGCUGUCACAGGUUUCAUUGGCCUUGCUCUUCUGACUGCACAGACUAUAUUACCAUCAUUAUUUGAGGGGAAUCCUGGACUACGGAAUGUUCAUGGGAUUCUCGGCAGUGGGAUCAUGACGUUGUUUCUUGUCCAUGCUGCCCUUGGACUUCAACUUGGUCUCAGUUACUAAUCGCUUAAUCAAUGCCUGGGAGUUCUUCUUUUGAGAAUCAUUUUUGGAUCUGAUGUAUAUUCUUUCUCCAGCUGGGGAAUUUAGCUUCACAGGUGUAAACAUGUACUUUUAUCGGCUGUUUGGAAAGAAAACACUGUUGCUAUUAAGUAAGUUUGCACUUUGCAGCAAGAUUAUGGCACCAUCAAUUUGUAAAUCAGCAUGAAUAUUGUAGGAAAUUUAUAUCAUCUGAUCAGAGUUUUUGUUGGUGAUGAGAACAUUAGUUACAAACAUCUUCUUUCCAAUUGGUGAUGUAAAAUAUGUAAAUAGAUAGGAUAACAGAAACGUGUGCUUAACUAUUGAAGCUUUUAGAGCCC